AUGCAUAAGGUAAGGUACAUACAUGUAUGGGACGAGGUUGAGCUUUAUGACGUGAAGUCGAUCGACGGGAACAACUUUCGGCCCGACGGGAAGUCAGAUCGCGUUUCGUUCGUGACGGUGACGCGACAACAUUUGCGUUCGACUCGUCCACCACCAUCACCACCACCACCACUACCAAGCCCCGACGACAACAACGACGAAAAUAAGGCGCAGUGCGUGUUUGAAUCAAAAAUGCUCGCAUUCGCUCCCUCUUCUUCUUCUUCUUCUUCUUCCUCUUCGCCCAAUUACGCUUACGUGCCAUCGCCACUCUCCCCACGAAGCGCAAACAUCUAUGGAGUGCGUCGCCACCAGUUUCAGCAAUCCGCAUCCUCUUCUUCUUCCUUCUCCUACAACCAUAUGAGCACCAACGAACCACACGGCAAGUCCAUUUCGCGAAAUGGUUCAAAUCCUCGCGACGACGAAGAGAAUUUUCCACAACCGGUAGCAGCAGCAGCAGCUGUGACGAUUACAAAUACGACAAACAGCAGCAGCAGCAGCAGCAGCAGUAGAAUCCCCUUCUCCCAACGACCCAUCAAACGACCUCCUUUCCAACAUCAACUUCGAGCACCUUCCGCUUUACACACUGGCAGACGAGACGCGUAUCUCCGCAAAAUUGCUCUUCGACGCGACGAGGCCAGAUUUGAAACGCGAGGCGAGGAUAUGAUGAGGUGGGAUUUCAUGCAGAGACAACGUGCUUGGGAGGCUGAGAGGGCGAGGGAGGCGGCUUUGGCCGCUUCGGAUUAUCUUGCUGAAGAAGAAGAAGAAGAGGAAGAAGAAGAGGAGUAUGAGCAUGAGCAUGAGCAUGAUGAUGGGGUGGUCGAUGAUGGUUAUGAUGAGUAUGAUCUUCCCGUGGCGAGCGGGCAGAUGAAUGGAUUGCAGAGAUCUUCAAUGGCGAACUCUGCGACGAGGAGUGUUUCGCAGGAGGCGGAAGUGGAGGAGUUUUUGAGGGAAGAGGGGAAGGAGUUGGAAGCGUUGUUGGAGCAUUUGCCGCCGACGGGAGAGGAGUAUGGUGAUGAUGAUGCUAUGAAUCAGGAGGAGGGGAAUGAGUUUGACGAGACGAGUUUGUGGUCUGAUGAUGCAGAUUAUGAUGCUUUGUUUGAGGAAGUUCUGAGCCAGCAGGAACAGGCUGGUGGGAAUGCUGCUGUUGCUGCCGCCGCACAAUCGUCUCAAGUCAUAUCGGACGCGCAACAUGGGUUGGUAGGUGGCGACGACGAGAUGGAUAUGUCGUGA
Sphaerulina musiva SO2202 is the source of this 1269-nucleotide messenger RNA. RefSeq lists its product as uncharacterized. The record is from RefSeq and is a predicted model, not a curated record. Bases 1 to 1269 code for a protein of 422 amino acids. The transcript has a single exon. NCBI's taxonomy places the organism in Eukaryota, Fungi, Ascomycota, Dothideomycetes, Mycosphaerellales, Mycosphaerellaceae.